AUGUUUGCUGAUGAUAUAAAAAUAUUAGGGGAGGUUAAUGAUUCCAUUUCUGACCCCAUUGUUCAACAGGCAUUCGAUAAGAUCGUGACGUGGGCUGUUGCAAAUGGUCUCAGCUUGUCGUCCGAUAAGACUCAGGUUAUGCGGAUUGGUUCUCAUUCUAUUAGUCCUGUUUACGCGGCGGCGGAUCACGUGCUAAAAACGGUUUCGGAAGUUCGCGAUCUUGGUUUUUACUAUGAUUAUCGGUUAAAUUUUAAGAAGCACUGCAAUAUAUUGGUUUCAAAGGGCAAUCGUCGUUCCUUCAAUCUGUUCAAGGCCCUUCGUUCUAAGAAUCAGGACGUUCUCUUGCGUGCAUACAAACUGUAUGUGCGUCCCAUUUUGGAAUAUGGAUCCUCAGUGUUCAAUCCCUACGCUAAAAACGAUAUUCGGGCUCUUGAAAGCGUGCAAAAUAGCUUCACCCGUAAGCUGAUGCUCAGGUGUUCGAGCCUUCGCUAUGUUUACAUACCUAAUGGGAGCGCAAGGGGUUGCCAACAUUGGGUUUAA
Molecule: messenger RNA, 540 nt
Organism: Haemonchus placei
Lineage: Eukaryota; Metazoa; Nematoda; Chromadorea; Rhabditida; Trichostrongylidae
Source: the annotation of a GenBank genome assembly